AAUCUCUUUCGGGACACUGAAAGACAUCUAAUCCUUCAAGAUCCAGUUUUACAGGUUUUUACACCAGCACUUGCAACAUGCGUGACUAGAUGUUAGAACCAGUGUAAAGCUCUCAUAACAUGCAUCGUUUCUGCUUAUUAAGUUUUUACGGAUGUUUCACUUGAACCGAAGAGAGUACAGGGACAGUGACAAGAAAGGGAUCCAUAAACAAUGAAAAAUUAUGAAGAGACUGUGGCUUUCUUGGAUCAUUGGGGAUGUUUUCAAAAGACGGUAUUUUUCUUGCUCUGCGCUAGUAUUAUUCCUAAUGGAUUUGGUGCUUUUAAUCUUGUUUUUCUGACUGAUGUACCAGAUCACCACUGCUUUGUACCAGACACUAACCUCUCAGAGGAUUGGAGAAAAAACAUCAUACCAAUAACAGUACUGAAUGGGAAACAGGAACUAAGCAAAUGCAGCAGAUACAGACUGGAUGUGGUCCAAAAUCUCUCUGCUCAGGGAUUCAUUCCUGGCAAGGACAUCAACCUCACUGACUUGGAGCAGGAGGGCUGUGUGGAUGGCUGGAGCUACAGCAAAGAUGUUUAUCUGUCCAAUUUGGUGACUGAGUUUGACUUGGUGUGCAGUGACCAGUGGAAGCAGCCGUUUACCUCUACUGUUUUCUUUGUCGGAGUUCUUUCUGGAUCCUUCUUUGCUGGACAACUGUCAGACAGGUAUGGAAGGAAACCUAUUCUAUUUGCAACGCUGGCUGCACAAACAAUUUUCACCUUUGCUCAAGUCUUCUCUGGCUCAUGGAUUAUUUUUAUGGUUCUCCUAUUCUUAAAUGGACUGGGACAAAUGUCCAACUUUGUGGCAGCUUUAGUACUUGGUGCUGAGCUUUUGACAGGGAACAUACGUGUCCUUUAUUCAUCUAUGGGCACCUGCGUAAGCUUUGCUAUUGGAUACAUGCUUCUACCAGUUGCUGCUUACUUUUUGAGGGACUGGCAAUCUCUCCUCAUGGCUCUGUCUAUCCCUUGUCUGGUAUACAUCCCCCUCUGGUGGCUUCUGCCCGAAUCUCCUCGAUGGCUUCUCUCUCAAGGCAGAGUUAAAGAAGCAGAGGCUAUAAUAAGAAAAGCAGCUGAAUGGAACAAAGUUCAAGCCCCAAGGGUCAUUUUUGAAAAUGACUGUGUUGAAGAGAAAAAAGUUAAUCAGGAACCAAACAGCAUAUUGGAUCUUUUAAGGAACAGCCGGAUCAGGAUGACAACACUAAUCCUCUGCUUCGUGUUCUUCACCAUGAUUACCGGCUACUAUAGUUUGUCCUUUAGCACAGCUCAGCUUCAUGCUAACCCCUACAUCAGCUGUUUCAUCUCAGCUGUAGUGGAGAUCCCUGCAUAUAUAUCCAGUUGGCUUGCAUUGAGGUACCUCCCAAGACGACUCUCUGUAUCUGGUUCAUUGAUCCUUGGAUCUGUGCCACUGUUCAUUAUACAAAUGGUACCACAAGAUCUGUCAGGUUUGUCUCUCGCACUGGAGAUGGUGGGGAAGUAUGCUUUCACCACCGGGGCCUCCCUUAUGUUUGCCUACACCACUGAGCUUUACCCAACAUCCCUGAGGAACACAGCAGCAGGGACUACCUUCACUGCGUCAAGGACAGGGAGCUGUGUCACUCCUUAAGU
Molecule: messenger RNA, 1643 nt
Organism: Cyprinodon tularosa
Lineage: Eukaryota; Metazoa; Chordata; Actinopteri; Cyprinodontiformes; Cyprinodontidae
Product: solute carrier family 22 member 4-like
Exons: 9
Coding region: 211-1641 (476 amino acids)
Biological process (GO): transmembrane transport
Cellular component (GO): membrane
Molecular function (GO): transmembrane transporter activity
Source: RefSeq, a predicted model, not a curated record